ACGGCUACUGUUGUUUCUCGUAAACACAAUACGGCGUCGGUCGCCUCCGUAAAAGUUGUCCUAAUCUAAACGUAGACGAUCGCGAUUGUCAGGAAAUUCAGCGGCGAUUUAAACGUAUUCAUAACGUUUACGUUUUGAGAUUGCGCGGCCGUCAGAAGCAACAGGGCCGCUAUUGGGAGUUGCGACGGGGGCAUGCGCGGCUGUCGCGGGCGAGGGGGCGCGGGACGAGCCCGCCGCAGCCUCCACGCUUGUUCUUAAUGAAUCGCCGGUUCCCGCGGCUCGCGCUGCGCUCCGUUCCGAGCGCUCCUUUAUAAAGUUGAGGAGAUUUUCUCGCUGUCUCCCUCGCGCUUCUCUUGCUGCAACAAAUAAACGCGCGGGUGGUCGUGGUCUACGAUGUCCGUUGCACUGGAGAUUCAUUGAAUAGCAACAUCGAAGGAAAAGCAAGAGAUUAUUAUAAUUAACAAUAGCCUUUACAUAAAAAAAAACCUGAAGCGCAGAGGAGGAAACAAUGCUAUUUAAAUUUAUUUAAAAGUCUUGCAAAAGAGCAAAGAGAAGAAUUUUCAAGAAGGCAAUGUGAGACUGGGCAGCAUUUAUAAUCGUGUCCCGUGACGUCAUGCUGAGCGAUAUACCGAGACGCACCAAAGCCGUUUCCAUGGAAACCGGCGGACUACCUCUAGUGUCAACAUUUGCUUUGCUCACUAUUGUCGCAGGUCAACUACAAGGGUCAGGAUAUAACGAGCCGGAGCCAGAAUUUCUGUCGCCCUUAGAAAAUCUGACCGUAGCACAAGGGAGAGAUGUUCAUUUCACUUGCACCGUUAAUCAUUUGGGAACUUAUAAGGUGGCCUGGAUAAAAUCGGACACGAAGACGAUUCUGGCGAUCCACACACACAUGGUGACACUGAACCCGCGACUGUCAGUUACACACAACGGGCACAACACUUGGAAGUUGUAUAUCAGCAAUGUGGAGCCCAAAGACUCUGGUACCUACAUGUGUCAGAUUAACACUGAUCCAAUGAUGAGUCAGAUGGGUCAUCUUUCAGUGGUGAUACCGCCAGAGAUAGCCGAUGAAGAUGGAUCGGAAGCAAGUGCUCCUGAAGGUGGGUCGGUGGAACUGCGGUGUACAGCUUCCGGGGUGCCUGAACCUAACAUAUCUUGGAAGCGGACCUUGGGUAGGAACAUUAUCCUGCGUGACAGUAAUGGACAGGAACUGAAAGUGGUGGACAGCUAUGUUGGUUCAACUCUUGUGCUGAAAGGCCUGCGGCGUUCGGACAUGGGCACCUAUCUGUGUAUCGCAGCCAACGGCAUUCCGCCUACAAAGAGCCGCCGCUACGAGGUCACCGUACUCUUUGAACCUAUAGUUCGGGUGGCGAGUCCAGUUGUGCUGAGAUCAACAGACAUGCAAGUUACGCUGCAGUGCUACGUUGAGUCGUCUCCUAAAUCUCUAAAUACAUGGCAGAGAGGAAAAUCACACAACAGUGGGAAACUUUUGAACAGCUCCAAAUACGUUAUAUCCGAAGAGAUAUUGAACGAGUACGCGUUGCGUAUGAACUUGACUAUAACUCGUCUUAAGAAGAAUGACUUCGGCGACUACACGUGCUCGGCUGUCAACGGAUAUGGAAGAGCAGAUGGAGCUAUUAAUUUAAAAGAAACACCACAGAAGACGACCACAACUACGAGCACAACAACCACGACGACCACGACCACGCGACCGUCCACCACCACAGCGUCGACGACCCGCCCCUCCAAGGUCCACGUGAAGAAGCCGCAUGACCGCGCCAACCAGAACGCGCUGGACGCGGAUCCGCGGCAAGUCGAGCUCAAUAACGCCUUCAACUUUUACAACGUCAACGUUUUCAUUCCCAACACGACUAACAAUGAUUACUCUCAACGAACCGAGAGACAGAAGACUCGACCGACCGGCUCUCCGCGACAUUACAUCUCCUACAGCAGCGCUAACAAACAAAAACUAACUUCACUCGUAUUAUUCAUUCUACUAAAACACAUCGUAUAGACACACUUUGUUUUAUUAUUCAGCUGUUUAAUUAUAUAUAAUAAAGAUGUGGCUGUUGAAUUUUAUAUUGUACUAUUUUGAAGUUGUUGUAAAGUUUUUAACGGUAUUGUUAUGUAAUGUUUAUGAAGAACAUUUAUCGGCCUUAUGACGUGAAUCGAGACAAUAAAACGGUAGCGGCUCUAAAUGUCGAACCGUCUUCUGAUUAAUCUUCAUAUAACUUAUAUACAAAAUAUUUCACAUUAAUAUCAUAUUGUCAUAUCAGAUUUAAUGCGAAUUUUGAUUUCAAAAUGUUUAUCUUAGAUGAAAUAAAAAUAUUUCCUGUAUUACAUUAUUAUUAUUAUUAUUAUUAAACUAAAACUUACGAUGCUUAUUAUAUUAUACUGUUAAUAAUGUGAGGUAAUUAGAAAACGUUAGAUUUGUAUGUGACAAUAAAAUUGAAAAGACAAUAGACUUUAGACGUAAGAUAGCGAACAAUAUACAUACAUAAGUAUAAUAAAUUAGUUUGUUGGGUCAUUGAGACGUUAUUACAAGUGAAAUGACAAUACUAUAUGAUAUACAAUUUGGGAUACUGUUUACAAUGACAGUAAUUACAACGAACAAAUAAAGCAUUAAAAUGUUGUUUAGAAAUUUAAUAAUAAUUUAAAAAAAUGUAGGCGUAGUAGAGAUUUAUUAAUGAAUUUUGGAAAACCACGAUUCUUUUAUACGAUAUUGUAUGGUUUUUUUUUUUUUAAAUAUCGACAACAAUAAUAAUUUAUGCUAGCGUUUUUAAAAAAUAUUUAUAUUAUAAAUUAACACAUAAUAUAUUAACGUAUGUAACAUAAAAAUAUAAGUAAUUAAUUUCUUGGACAAAAUUUAGAUUUAAAAAUAUGAUAUAAUACUCGUUAUUAAUAAAUUUAUGUCUUCCGGUUAGUGUAUUAAAAUGUAAUUUGGCUCAUUCAAAAUUUAUAUGUUUCAAUUGUGGUAAUAUAUAAUAUAUAUUAUAGUCCCUUUUGGAUGAUGCUGAAUGAUGUGUGAGAGUAGACUUUGUAAGUAACGUCAAAGAAUUUAUUGUAGUAUUAUGAAUGUUUAGAGGACGUAUUAAAUUUUAAGCAUGAAACUGUAAAUUGUGCGGAAAAUGUACGAGUAAUGUUGCGUGUCUCGUAAAUAUUAAAAAAAAAUUAAAUUGUAUUUGACGUAUCGAAUAGUUAUUAUGACAAUAAUGUUGCGACAGCUGAACGUUUGUUAGUUUUAUUAAAAUUUGUUCACAGCUUUGAUUCGUAAAUGUAAAAGUUGUUUUAAAUUUCAAACACUAUAUGGUUUGUUAUUUUUAAUUCGAAUAAUGUUUUAUUAAAAUAAAUUUAAUCGAUAAUAAAUAAUGAAAUAGUAAAGAUUAAUACUGUAUUUGUAAAUAUCAGACCCAUGUAAUUAAUAUAUCACUCGAAGUACGUGGGCGAUUAUUUAUCAAUGUUAAAUAUAAGAUGUUAAUAUCAUUUUAUGAUAUUUGAAAAUAAAAAAUGUAAUCUA
This is a messenger RNA of Bombyx mori (domestic silkworm), 3514 nucleotides long. RefSeq names its product lachesin. The transcript has 9 exons. The coding region runs from base 614 to 2011 and encodes 465 amino acids. Gene Ontology annotation, cellular component: neuron projection. The record is from RefSeq and is a predicted model, not a curated record. Lineage: Eukaryota; Metazoa; Arthropoda; Insecta; Lepidoptera; Bombycidae.